AUGUUACAAAACGAUCAAUAGUUCAUUCUUGUUUUCAUCCCUGACAAUAAGCAAGAUUCGUUGCAUCAACUUCAAUCAGAGAAUCCAAUAGUCUAAAAAACACCAAAAGGUUUGUAAAAUGCAGUGAGACUGAACUAAUUGUCUGUGAUAAAUUUGUUCAUGAAUGGAAUAGCAAUGUUUAUGAUGAUAGUUGUGGCAACACAAACAGCUUACUUUUACCCCUGGUUAUAUGUAGUUGAAGACAUGUGCUUCAACAAGAAUUGUGGACUGCAUUCAUUACUCUUUGCCAUUCAGAACUUGGCUACUUAUAGCUUACUGAGUACACCCAUGAAUUUUUACAUAUAUAGAGUCAGCUCUCAAAAUCAAGUAGAGCUGAAAGAAGAUGUUUCUACUUUAAAACUGGUCUCUGCUGGAUUUGUAUUAACAUACAUUAUUCUCAUUUUCCCACUACCUUUUUACUCGUAUUUUUUCACGUACUCAAACACUGCAUCAUUCUUCAACUUGACUUUUGGAUUUGAUUUCUUAUUUAUUGCUUUGAUCAUUUGGGAGUCAGUGAUUUUCUUUUUGGCAUCAUUUAAUGCAUGA
Messenger RNA from Stylonychia lemnae, 585 nucleotides. Lineage: Eukaryota; Ciliophora; Spirotrichea; Sporadotrichida; Oxytrichidae. The record is from the annotation of a GenBank genome assembly.